Daphnia pulex (common water flea) is the source of this 2730-nucleotide messenger RNA. It is a transcript of the gene Tes, whose product is annotated as testin-like. Bases 358 to 2565 code for a protein of 735 amino acids. The transcript has 6 exons. Gene Ontology annotation, molecular function: zinc ion binding. Lineage: Eukaryota; Metazoa; Arthropoda; Branchiopoda; Diplostraca; Daphniidae. The record is from RefSeq and is a predicted model, not a curated record.
CAAAACCAUCUGUCUCUCUCCUCUAUUGCCAGUCCGAUCUAUUCAGUCCCGCUCAAGUGAGCACAUCGCAAAGUACACUACGUCGUCUCCACACACACACAAAGCCUCCCGCGCCUCUCUGACGCAUUGAUUCCCCCAUCCUCCUGGAGUUCUUGUGUGUGAGUUCGUCUGCCGAAUAAAUAAAUCGGUGGAAAACGUGUCAUCUGACGACGACAAAAAUUGGCCUCAGCGAUUAGAUCUGUCAGACGACUGAUAACACACGUUGUUGGAGCGCGAUCGAGAGAUAAAGCUGGGCUGAUUACACGUAUACCUUUUGUGUGCGUGUGUCUGCAGUUGGUUCCAUCAGUGGCUGAGACAAUGGCCGUCCCAGGAAUGAAUCUCUUGAACCUGGAAAAUAAAACCAGACAGCAAUCGAAAAUCGCCCACGAACAAGGCGCCGGAUCGCAAUGCACCAAAUGCGGGCCAAAAUGUCCAGGGCUGGAUUUACAUUUCUGGAGGAAAGUUUGUCGUCACUGUCGUUGCGGUAAGGAGGUCCACAAUGUGGUAGAUGAGGACCCGUCGAUCCGAUUGAUCCGGUUACUGGCCGUCACUCCAUUCCAAGCUAAAAUGGACUUGAAACUCCAACAACAACAACAAGGCGGAGACUAUGGUCUCGCCAGCAGCAACCGACCGUCCAAAUUGGAUUUCAAUAGUCCCGCCAGGGGAUCGGCUGUCACUUUGGAUGCCCCGGCCAGUCCGCUGGAUUGGGUCCCACCGACCGACGACUCUCAAUUGGCCAUCAAAUACAUGGAACAACUUCCGCUGGCUAAGCAGCCCAUUACGGGCAGUCAGGCGGCCGUCGACCGCAAAAUUGCCCUCGACCGACAAUUACCGUCGCACGACCUCGAUCCGGAACAAUGUUCCAACCUAUCCGCCAACGAGAAACGAAAGAUGGAAGAGUAUGUCAAGAACGUCAAGCAACACGUAGUGGGUCAAGGUCUGAUCCAGGAAUGUCCACCGAGACCAUCGGGGAAACUGCCGCCUCCGCCGCCGCAACUCGACCGCAUCCUGGGCGAGAAAGUCAACACUUUGAGUUUGCAGGAAUCUGCCAAUGCCAAACGGCCCAUUCUUCCGGCCUUCGUCACGGCCAAGCCGUUCGCCAUCAAAGCGGAUGCUCCGUCGGCGCAACAGAUCAAGCGGAUGUCGGCCAAACCCCACGCCGGAAUGAGUUCCGAAUUCGGCGAUUUACCUCCUCCGCCGCCGGAUAUGCUGCUGAUGGAUGCGUCCUAUCCAGCUCCGGCUGCUGCUCCUGAAACUCCUCCUCCGCCGCCACCUCCGCCUCCUCAACUGGUGGUGGAUGAACUGCUGGCGGAGGAAUCCAGCCACAACAAGCGACAGGAUCCAGUGAGGGAAUUUUUCGAUUUCCUGGACGAGCAGGAAGGCAAGAAAUUGCCGGGCAAAUUGAAAUCGCCGUUUUUGCACCAGGCGGCCGCUUCCGGCACGUUCAACGCCACAGCCAAACCGUUUGGAGCGUCGCCUGGAACGUCGCCCAAUUUGAAUCAACGAAAUCCUAAUACGAAAGUUGGACUGGCAGCCCCCGUUGCGGUCGCUGGAACGGGAAGUCGCGGUUCCUCACCGAGAUUAGGAGAACGGGCGCCGCCCGUCUCGGGACCAACUGGAAGAUUAUCAAACAACAACAACAACAACGGCAGCCGUCAGUUGUUGACGACCGAUUUCGAUUACUUCCCGGAAGAGCAAGUGGCGAAAUCCCAAAACAACAACAAUCCAGUUGUUCCUACCAUCCAAAACCAAAGCAACAACAACAACAAUCAAUCGCCGUUGUCUAAUCGGCGCCCCUCCGCCCAUUCCCAUCCGUGCGGAUCCGAUAAUAACAAAUACGUGACUGCCCAAAUACCUGCAGCAGGAGGACCCAUCCAGCAGCAGCAACAGCAGGAAGUGUUUCAGGAUCCUGAAGGACUGGUAGGAGCCUGGUCCUGUCGCAAAUGUACCCAGCCGAUUGAACCCGGAACGAUUGCCAUUUUCGCCGAGAGAGCCGGAAGCGACAAGUGUUGGCAUCCGCAAUGUUUCGUCUGCUCCAUCUGCCACGAAAUGCUGGCGGAUUUGAUUUACUUUUUCGUCGACGACGACGUCUUCUGUGGCCGUCACUACGCCGAGCAGAUGAAGAUCCCGCGGUGCAAGGCCUGCGACGAGUUGAUUUUCGCCCCGGAAUACACCAGCGCCGAAGGGGCCAGCUGGCACAUGGAUCACUUUUGCUGCUGGAUCUGCGACACGCCCUUGGCCGGACACCAGUACACGCCGAUCGAGGGCCAGCCGCACUGUCUCGACUGCUACCAAAAGAAAUACGGAAAGGAUUGUUACGAGUGCCACAGGCCGAUCCGUGCGGAAGAAACGCGAGUCAGUCACGGCGAAAUGAACUGGCACAACACGGCCAGCUGCUUCAAAUGUCGCCAAUGUCAAGUGUCGAUGAUGAAUCGCCAAUUCAUUUUGAAGAACGGGCAGAUUUACUGUUCCAGGGAAUGCGUCGUCCAGAACGCGCAAUGUCAGGCCCAGCCGAUCCUAGUCUGAACAAAAAGAAAAGAAAUUCCUAUUAAAAAAACAUUUCAAAUUCAAUUUUACGAGUAAUUAAUAAUCUCUGAAAAAUUGUUUCGGUUCAUUCCAAUGUGCACAAAAAACUUAUUCCUCCGCUUAAUGGACUGGUUACAUCAAAGAAUAUACACGGAAUUGGAUUUA